AUGAUUUCUCUCACGCUCCAGCGCUUACUCUCUAGAACAGGCCUUGUCUCCACUGUAUUAUUCUCCGGUCGUCGAUCCAGUCUCGCUGCAGCCAUCCGCACCUUGUCGACACUCUCGACAAGAAGGGCGAUCGCGUCGCCAUGUACCUUGCAGCCAGCCACGCCCCUUCCUCAACAGCGCUUCGUGUCGUCUUUGAAGGAUCCGACAGACGAGCAGUCAAUAGCCGAUGAGCUCGACUUCUUCAACGAGAAGGAAUGGGGCUGGGUCAUCUACCGCUGCACCUACGGUGACGACGCGUCCUGGGAGCGCUUCAAGGAGCUGGUCGCGCGGCAGACGCGCGAGGCCCUCGCACCGUCCCCGUGUAGCGACGCGCCGCCGAGGCCGCCGCCGCGGCGCAGUGUCGUAGAUGGUGUCGACUGGAGGUUCGUGUCCGACCCGGCUCUCCAAGGCGCGUCCAAGGAGGCACUCCGCGAGCGCUUCCGUGCCUGGGUCGCCGAGGAUAGGUCAGACCCUCCGGCGAGGUCUGGAUACAUGUCGUCGCGCCACAGCCACUUUGUGCAGGUGGAUGAGGCGUCACUGCGCAGCGUUAUCAACGAUGAUGACCCGGACGCUUGGAACUCGGGCUGGGUCAAUCUGGUGCGCUGCGUCGAAGGGCUAGAUUACAAUCUGUCCCCAGAGUGCAAGGCCGCGCAGGAAGGGUAUACAAAGGAGCUUGAGGGGGACGGCGAGGAAUACGUCCCGGAGGACUGGAUCAUGCUGGCGGCCUCGUCCCUGACCCCGAGCUUCUACGGUAGUCUAAAUUCCAUGUCAGAGAAUUGGUACAUGUAUUAUUCCCAGCCUUCAAACUUGGUAUCGCAUUGA
This is a messenger RNA of Beauveria bassiana ARSEF 2860, 861 nucleotides long. RefSeq lists its product as uncharacterized. The transcript has a single exon. Bases 1 to 861 code for a protein of 286 amino acids. The record is from RefSeq and is a predicted model, not a curated record. NCBI's taxonomy places the organism in Eukaryota, Fungi, Ascomycota, Sordariomycetes, Hypocreales, Cordycipitaceae.